AUGCCAAUAAAUUAUAGCAAAUGGGAUGCGCUCGAGUUGAGCGACGACUCGGACAUCGAAGUUCACCCAAAUGUUGAUAAGCGCUCUUUCAUUCGAGCAAAACAAAAUCAAAUCCAUCAACAGAGAUUCGAGAGGAAGAAUAAAAUAGACACCUUCAAAUACGAGCGAAUCGUGAAUGAUGGACUUCUCAAGAGAAUAAAUGCUUUACUGGUCGCCCUACAAUCCUACAGUCCCCAAACCGAUAAACGUCCAGAUGAUCUUGCAUUUCAAGCGUUGAUGGAAUCAACUGGUGAAGAUGAUUCUCCUCCACCACCCCCAGAAGGGGUACAUACCCACGUGAAGGAGGCACCUCCAACAUACUCUAAGAUGAUGGCGGCGCUCAUAGAUCAAGUGAAAACAAAGGUAGACGAGGACAAGCCAGAGAAUCGUUUCGAGGCAUAUCUUGCCGAAAUCAAAGUACAUCAAGCAAAGGUCGAGGAUCUUCAAAAACAACUUGCGGUAGAACUAGAAACUUUGGAGAAAGAGGAGAGCAAGAAGAUAACCAGUGAGAGUAUACAUACUGGAUUCGAUAGCUCUUUCGUAUCAAAAGCGGACCCAAAACCAAAGGCCACAGAAUCGAAAAAGGCUCCAGCUAAGGAGAAAGUCCAUGCCGUUGAAGUUCUAAACCCUCAUGCCCUUGCCAAUAAAGAUGGCUCGAAGCCUGGUGAACAAUCCUCGGGAGCUGAUGCAGAUGUUGAUGAAGAUGAAGAAGAAGACGAUGAAGAGGUAGAAGCUACCGAGCUUGGAAAGAAGUUUGCACAAAUUAAGAUGGGUGAUUAUCGUACAUGUCUCCAAUACAUCUCCUCAAAUCCUUCGGUAUUAGCAGAGAGAGAGACCGACGGUUUACUGGUUAUGGCAUUUAACUCUGCAAUUGCAAACAAAGAUGAUUUUGCUAGGCAAUGUGUCCACCAAGCUCUAUUACUUCAAUACUGCAGGGCGCUGGGAAAGGAUGGUGUUGGCUUAUUCUUCAAGCGCAUCACCACCAAGGGCCACCAAGCUCAAAAGGUCUUCUUUGAUGAUGUCAAUUCUACAUUUGACAGAGUACGCACCAGAGCUAGGGAGAUUCAGAAGCAAAGAGCAGCUGAAGAGGGGAAUGAAGGCGGGGGAGUUGAGCAAAUUCAACUUCAUGCUGUUGAUCCCGGUACCACUAUCAACAUUACAAUUCCACCAGCAACGAGUGAUGAUCCAGAAGUAAUCAAAUCGAGAGAAUUAUUCAAUGCAUUCCCACCUGGACUGCAACGAGCUCUGGAAAGUGGUAGUUUGGAUGAGGUUAAUAAGGUAUUGGGUAAAAUGAGUGUCGAACAAGCUGAAGAGGUUGUAGGUCAGCUCAGUGAGGGCGGCAUGUUGCAACUUGAGGAACAAAUCAUUGAUGCCACGACUGAAGAGGGACAAGCUGCAUUGAAGGAAUUUGAGGAAGAGGAAAGACAAAGAGCAUUAGCUGAGAAUUAUGGUGAUCCAGAAUAA
This is a messenger RNA of Sclerotinia sclerotiorum 1980 UF-70, 1503 nucleotides long. RefSeq lists its product as hypothetical. The record is from RefSeq and is a predicted model, not a curated record. Gene Ontology annotation, cellular component: cytoplasm. The coding region runs from base 1 to 1503 and encodes 500 amino acids. The transcript is spliced from 3 exons. Lineage: Eukaryota; Fungi; Ascomycota; Leotiomycetes; Helotiales; Sclerotiniaceae. Gene Ontology annotation, biological process: protein folding; protein stabilization. Gene Ontology annotation, molecular function: heat shock protein binding; protein kinase binding; protein-folding chaperone binding.